This is a messenger RNA of Chrysochloris asiatica (Cape golden mole), 1504 nucleotides long. It is a transcript of the gene SERINC1, whose product is annotated as serine incorporator 1. The record is from RefSeq and is a predicted model, not a curated record. The coding region runs from base 143 to 1504 and encodes 453 amino acids. NCBI's taxonomy places the organism in Eukaryota, Metazoa, Chordata, Mammalia, Afrosoricida, Chrysochloridae. Gene Ontology annotation, cellular component: membrane. The transcript is spliced from 10 exons.
CCUCGAAGGAAGUGACGCGCCCGUGAAGGGCGGGGAUAAUUUUGAGCCGGAAGUGGCUCGCGAAUAGUAAAUAAGCCUCGAAAGGCUAGAAAGGAGUUGUCUCCAUCUUGUCUGGUUCCGCAGUUCUUACGACGUCGUGGAGAUGGGGAGCGUCCUGGGCCUGUGCUCCAUGGCGAGCUGGAUCCCGUGCCUGUGUGGUAGUGCCCCGUGUUUGCUGUGCCGAUGUUGCCCUAGUGGAAACAACUCCACUGUGACUAGGUUGAUCUAUGCGCUUUUCUUGCUUGUGGGAGUUUGUGUAGCUUGUGUAAUGUUGAUACCUGGAAUGGAAGAACAACUGAAUAAGAUUCCUGGAUUUUGUGAGAAUGAGAAAGGUGUCAUCCCUUGUAAUAUUCUUGUUGGCUAUAAAGCUGUAUACCGUUUGUGCUUUGGUUUGGCUAUGUUCCAUCUUCUGCUCUCGUUACUGAUGAUCAAAGUGAAGAGCAGCAGUGAUCCUAGAGCUGCAGUACAUAAUGGAUUCUGGUUCUUUAAAUUUGCUGCAGCAAUAGCAAUUAUUAUUGGGGCAUUCUUUAUUCCAGAAGGAACUUUUACAACUGUGUGGUUUUAUGUGGGCAUGGCAGGUGCCUUUUGUUUCAUCCUCAUACAGCUAGUCUUACUAAUUGACUUUGCCCAUUCAUGGAAUGAAUCCUGGGUCGAAAAAAUGGAAGAAGGAAACUCGAGAUGUUGGUAUGCAGCCUUGUUAUCUGCUACAGCUCUGAAUUACCUGCUGUCUUUAGUUGCUAUAGUCCUCUUCUUUGUGUACUACACUCAUCCAGACAGUUGUUCAGAGAAUAAGGCAUUCAUCAGUGUGAACAUGCUCCUCUGCAUUGGUGCUUCUGUAAUGUCUAUACUGCCCAAAAUCCAAGAAUCACAACCAAGAUCUGGUUUGCUGCAGUCUUCAGUAAUUACAGUCUACACAAUGUAUUUGACAUGGUCUGCUAUGACCAAUGAACCAGAAACAAACUGCAACCCAAGUCUACUAAGCAUAAUUGGCUACAAUACAACAAGCAGUACUCCAAAGGACGGGCAGUCUGUCCAGUGGUGGCAUGCUCAAGGAAUUAUAGGACUAAUCCUGUUUUUAUUAUGUGUGUUUUAUUCAAGCAUCCGUACUUCCAACAAUAGUCAGGUUAACAAACUGACUCUAACAAGUGAUGAAUCAACGUUAAUAGAAGACGGUGGAGCCAGAAGUGACGGGUCCCUGGAGGAUGGAGAUGACACUCGCCGAGCUAUAGAUAAUGAAAGGGAUGGUGUCACUUACAGUUACUCCUUCUUUCACUUCAUGCUUUUCCUGGCUUCACUUUAUAUCAUGAUGACCCUUACCAACUGGUACAGGUAUGAGCCUUCUCGUGAGAUGAAAAGUCAGUGGACAGCUGUCUGGGUGAAAAUCUCUUCCAGUUGGAUUGGCAUCGUGCUGUAUGUUUGGACACUGGUGGCACCACUUGUUCUUACAAAUCGUGAUUUUGACUGA